Messenger RNA from Oncorhynchus gorbuscha (pink salmon), 3285 nucleotides. RefSeq names its product oligodendrocyte-myelin glycoprotein-like. Gene Ontology annotation, biological process: neuron projection regeneration. The transcript is spliced from 4 exons. Lineage: Eukaryota; Metazoa; Chordata; Actinopteri; Salmoniformes; Salmonidae. The record is from RefSeq and is a predicted model, not a curated record. Gene Ontology annotation, molecular function: protein binding. Bases 1652 to 2908 code for a protein of 418 amino acids.
GUCACAGAACACCUAUUCAUGGAUCAGCACAUUUGCAAAAAGCUGUUCUUAUUGCAGACUGCCAGGGUGCUUCCUGAAGGCAGCUGAAAUGGAGGAAGACCAGGAGGAUGGUGAGACAAAAACUGUACCGUUAAUACAAAAACAGUGUUAAUUUGCUGCUGAGAGCGGUGGAGGCAGCCAGUCGUUGUAGGUGCCAGUUGUGAUGUGAGAUAGCGCUGCCAUCAGGGGGCAGUGUGUGUGUGUGUGUGUGUGUGUGUGUGUGUGUGUGUGUGUGUGUGUGUGUGUGUGUGUGUGUGUGUGUGUGUGUGUGUGUGUGUGUGUGUGUGUGUGUGUGUGUGUGUGUGUGUGUGUGUGUGUGUGUGUGUGUGUUAUGCAUCCCAUAAGCAUUCGGCCAGAACAAUGUCACCCUGCCAGAUCUGUACAGUACUAAAGGGAAUUCAGGGGAACUGUGUGUGUGUUAAAACACUGUGAGAGCAAGAGAGAGAGGACGAGAGUGAAGGGGAAAUGGAACAUACCGUGACUAUGAGAAUGUGAAAGUUGAACACACGAGACACUAAUGUCUAAUGAACAGCCCACAUUAGAAUGAGUUAGCGUGUUUGUAUGUACACUGAACAAAAUAUAAAUGCAACAUGCAAAAUACCCCAGAAAUGUUCCAUAAGCACAAAAUGCUUAUUUCUCUCAAAUUUUGUGCACAAAUGUGUUUACAUCUCUGUGAGCAUUUAUCUUCAGAAACAUGUGUGCUAUGUUCCUGAAUGUCAACUUCUGUCUGCAACUGCACUAAUGACGUUCUUUUAAUGAUUUAAUUAAAAAUAUUGUCAUAAUGCUAAUAUCACCAAUGAGCCAAUGAUUGACAAGUACCAAGGAACGAACCCUAACAGGGUGAGCUAAUAUGAACUAACUCAGUAAAAUCUUUGAAAUUGUUGUUUAUAUUUUUGUUCGGUAUACUGUAUGUGUAUAAAAAAGAGGAAGAGGGGAAGGGAUAAUGGAGAAAUAAUUGCUUUUAUCAAGUGAGCGGGAUCCUGAUUCUAAAAAGAUUGGAGUCAGCACAGUCCCCCCACCCCUGCUCUCCCCCGUCUCAUCAUCAGCAGAGGGGGCAGGCACUGUGCUGCAAUCCUCCUCUCUCUCUCCUUCAGACCACUCUUUCCCUGAGUGCAUCAGGAGCCUGCAGAGGAGCGGUGGAGGAUGACUGGCGCUAUCAGGGGCACCCUGCUCUGGCAUGCUUGGAGGAUGCCACAAACCAGGAGAGGAUUUUGAGACGGAGCGAGAGAGCCUGUCAACCACUGGCCAACGCCAACACAGCACGAGAGAGAGAGAGAGAGAGACAGCGAGAAGAGGGGGGGUUCCACCUUUACCAGAGAAGGAAGAAGAGCAAGGGAGAAAAAAUUAAGUGAGAGAGAGGAAGAAUGUGAAAGAAAGGAAAAAUACCCCAAAAAGAAAGCCAGUGCAAAAAACAGAGCCAAAAAAGAAAAUGGUGCAUGAAUAAUAAGGGCAACUUAACACCCCCUAGAUUUGACUUGACAAUCACCCUCUCCAGCCAGCUGCUCUGAAAAAAAGAGGGGGGAGCAAGUGAGAGGUCUGGCCAAGGGAAGGAGAGAGGACGAAAAGAGCAAGAUGACGGAGUGAAGCGAUGGAGAGGAUCAGAUGUGUGUGAAUGAGUGAUGGUCUUGACGAAGAUCCAUACAGGAUCAAAACUGUGUCCUUCCAUUUAGCCCUCAUUAUGCUCCCCCACGCCCCGUUGGCCUGCCUCUUCCUACUCCUCCUGUCGGGGGUGCUGGGGGGGCUGGUCCUGUCCAUCUGCCCCGCCGUGUGCUCCUGCAGCCGGGGCCACCGUGUGGUGGACUGCUCCUCACGGCACCUCUCACAGCUGCCCCCAGGCCUGCAGCACAACAUCCGCUUCCUCAACCUCUCACACAACAGCCUUUGUGGUCUGGACGACCAGCUCAGCCAGUACGCCCACCUGCGUACCCUGGACCUGUCCUAUAACCUCCUGGGUCGCUUCCCCUCCGGCCUGCCCAGGGCCCUCUGGGACAUCCGGGCCGCUGGCAACCAGCUCCGAGCCCUGGACAAGAACGACACGGCCUACCAUUGGAACCUGCAGGUACUGGACCUGUCAGCCAAUGAGUUGGAGAGGGUGGUCUUCAUCAACAACACCCUACCCAGCCUACACGCCCUAAACUUGAGUCACAACCGGUUCUGGACCGUGCCCACCAACAUGCCUCAUAAUCUGGAGAUGGUGGAUUUGGCCCACAACUACCUAGUUCAGAUCCUCCUGGGAUCAUUGGACCGGCUGCCCAGGCUGAAGAGGUUCUACCUGCAUGCUAAUCGCUUCUCCUGGGUGCCGGAGGGGGUAUUUGACCGGUUGGAGGGGCUCGAGUUCUUGACACUUGGGGAUAACCCUUGGGCUUGUGAAGAGGAGGAGAACAUCACACGGCUCUUGCUCUGGGCCAAACACACCCGUGCCGCAGUGUUGGGCUGCCCCUGCUACACUAGGCCAACAUGUGGGCAAGCCCAUCUGGCCACUCCAGGAGGGGAGUGGCACUUUACGUCCCACACAGAGCCUCCGCUGGGGGCUGAUGCCAGAGAGCUGGGCCGUGGAGGCCUCACACCGGAUAGAGCUGCAGUCGUCACUUCUGGGUACUUGGCUAAGUCUGCGUUGUUGGAGCCUGGGACGCAUGGAGACAGAGGGUCUGCCAACAGCUCGGGGGAUCAGACAUGGUUUGUGUUCAUCUCCACCCCCUUGCACGGCCUCUCCACACGCACAAGCACUACAGGGCAGCCGCACUCCGCCGCCAAGAAGAAAAACACAGGAAGCACACAGAGCAGAAGCCACGGAGUCCACACACCAAUCCUGUAUUCUGUAGUCACCUGGAACCUUCUAGUCACGGUGACUGCCUUCAAAGUCUUCUAAACCCACCCGUUGUCAGUACUGGAGUCAAGUCUUGAUAUAUUUUGGAGAGGGCUAACCCUAUGUACAUAUGACCCAGAAUGUAAAAGGGAGAGGUUUGUUAUUGUUUUCAUUUUAAAGAACAACUUUCAACUGUUACUGCCUAAAUGUGUAUCCUCUCUCAUCUUCCAACCAUUUGACCACCAUCUACAGAGUGAUGUUGUGCUGUAUGGCUAUAUCUUUCAAACUUGUAUACAAAUAAUAUAUAGGCAAAUGUAUACACAUACAGUGCAUUUGGAAAGUAUUCAGACCCCUUCCAUUUUUACACAUUUUGUUACGUUUCAGCCUUAUUAUAAAAACAUUAAAUAUAUAUUUUUCCUCAUCAAUCUACACAAAAUACC